AUGGAGACUCCGGCGACGAGAAGGAAGAGCGGCGUCAAUAUCAAUCUGCCGGCGUCCAUGUCGGGGUCGUCCUUACGCCUCGACACAUCCUCGUCUCCGACCACCACCACCACCAUUAAACUUCCAUCGCCGCUCAAAUCCAUGUCCCCCAGAACCAUCUCAAACCUAUCCUCCCCCUCCAAUGGCGGCGCCGCCUCCACCUGCAGCGACAGGUUCAUCCCCUGCCGCUCCUCCUCCCGCCUCCACACCUUCGACCUCAUCGAGAAUCCAUCGCCGCUCAAGGAAGGAGGAGGAAGCGCCGCCGGCGGCACCAGCGACGCCUACACCAGGUUAUUAAAAGCUGAACUUUUCGGCACUGAUUUCAGUUCUUCUGAUUUUAUUGCAGGUAAUGGUUCGUCAUCGCCCUCGCCAAACAGCCCGAGCAAGAACAUGUUGAGAUUCAAGACAGAGCAGUACCGGUCCGGCCCCAAUUCGCCGUACUCGCCGUCGAUUUUAGGACAUGACAGCCCGCUUUCCAGUGAGGUCUCGACGCCGCCGAAGCCGCCCAGAAAAGUCCCAAAGACCCCUCAUAAAGUUCUCGAUGCACCGUCGUUGCAAGACGAUUUUUACCUGAAUCUCGUCGACUGGUCGUCGCAGAACGUCCUGGCCGUCGGAUUAGGGACCUGUGUAUAUCUAUGGAAUGCCUCAAACAGCAAAGUGACGAAGCUCUGCGAUUUGGGGCCUCAGGACAGUGUAAGCUCGGUGCAAUGGACUCGGGAGGGUUCUUACAUCUCUGUCGGGACAAACCUCGGACAAGUCCAGGUCUGGGACGGAGCUCGUUGCAAGCGUCUUCGGACAAUGGGGGGCCACCAGACGCGAGCCGGAGUGCUGGCAUGGGGAUCGCGGAUAUUGUCGUCGGGAAGCCGAGAUCGGAACAUACUCCAGCACGAUUUACGCGUCCCCGGCGAUUACAUCAGCAAGCUCGUCGGCCAUAAGUCGGAGGUCUGCGGCCUGAAAUGGUCGCACGACGAUCGGGAGCUCGCGUCCGGCGGAAACGACAAUCAGCUGUUGGUGUGGAAUCACCACUCGCAGCAGCCGAUCCUCAAGCUGACGGAGCAUACAGCGGCUGUCAAAGCCAUCGCCUGGUCGCCGCACCAGAACGGCCUCCUCGCCUCCGGCGGCGGAACGGCGGAUCGAUGCAUUCGAUUCUGGAAUACGGCGAGCGGGAAUCAGCUGAACAGCGUCGACACCGGAAGCCAGGUGUGCAAUCUGGCGUGGAGUAAGAACGUGAACGAAAUCGUUAGCACGCACGGGUAUUCACAGAAUCAAAUAAUGGUGUGGAAAUACCCGUCGAUGGCGAAGGUUGCGACUCUGACCGGACACAGCUUGCGGGUGCUCUACCUGGCGACGUCGCCGGAUGGUCAGACAAUCGUGACGGGAGCAGGCGACGAGACACUCCGGUUCUGGAAUGUUUUCCCAUCUGUUAAGACACCUGCAGUAGUUAAAGAAACCGGCCUUUGGUCUCUAGGAAGAACACAGAUCAGAUAACGAAGAAGACAAUCGAUCAAGAAAGAAAACGCAAAAUCAUACUAAAUGUAAAGUGAAAUAAUAUCAUUUCUGUUUGUUUUUCGACAGCUUGUUCAUAAUUCAGGAAAACAAUGUACCUCCGAGAACUCAUUUUUUCUAC
Andrographis paniculata is the source of this 1666-nucleotide messenger RNA. Its product is annotated as protein FIZZY-RELATED 3. Gene Ontology annotation, cellular component: anaphase-promoting complex. The record is from RefSeq and is a predicted model, not a curated record. NCBI's taxonomy places the organism in Eukaryota, Viridiplantae, Streptophyta, Magnoliopsida, Lamiales, Acanthaceae. The coding region runs from base 1 to 1527 and encodes 508 amino acids. Gene Ontology annotation, biological process: positive regulation of ubiquitin protein ligase activity; positive regulation of anaphase-promoting complex-dependent catabolic process; anaphase-promoting complex-dependent catabolic process. Gene Ontology annotation, molecular function: protein binding; ubiquitin ligase activator activity; anaphase-promoting complex binding. The transcript has 5 exons.